GCACUGUGCUCCACGUGAGUUAGUGACAGUGUGGAUCCCCUGUAUACUGUACCCUGAACAAACUCAGUCACCAUGGGGAAGAAGAGAAAGAAUUCAGCUCCUAUGGAGCAAUCACAAGCGGGAGCAGCCAAGAAACCCAAAGCCAUGGAAGUGGAGUUCACAGGGACUCACUUUAAAUCCAUGUUACAGGAUCCCCAGACUAUACAGAAAGGCUUGGAACAGUUUUUGAAUCUAUCUAGGGCGCUACCCUCUUCCGAUUUGUAUGAUGUAGUUGAGGGAUACAUCAAGAUUUCAGUUGAAUGCAUCGAAAUUCUGAAAUUAUUAGAAGGGGAAAAACGAAUUGAGAGUGAACUCAUGUUAAUUUUUCAAGUUCUGGAGGCCAUCUUACUGAGGACAGCAAGUGACCUCUCGCAUUUAAACGUGGCUGGCGUGAACAUAGUGAAGCAAAUGCUGAAUACACAUAUGAAAAUGAUAUAUGCCUCUCUAUACUCGGUGACGUACAGAAUGUCUCGAAUUUGCCUUAAUUUAUUGUCGGCAAUGGUGACGCAAGGACCAGAGUGCGCCAGGGAUGUUUUUAGCCAUUUUGAUUUCCAUAACAAGUGCCUGCCCUCGUUACUGAAAAAGAGAGACAAACAGGGGAGACCAGAUGUUCGAAUGGCGUACAUUCAGUUUGCACUUUCUUUCUUAAUUUCUGGAGACAACGCCACUAUUGUUCAAAUCAUAGAACUAAAAGAUUUUAUUGGAGAUAUUUUUUGUACCGGCAUAAGAGAAGACCGAAUUUCUUCUAUCAAUCUCCUGCUUUCACUUCUUGAAACUAAAGUCAUUCACAAUAAAGUGAUUACAAAGACGCAUAAAAUGCGUUUUUUUACAUCGGCAAUUUUAAAGAACAUUGCCUCGCUGUAUCGCUGGAACGGUAUCGUUGAUGUAAGCACAGAGGAUGUCAAGGAUACCAAAGAUUCACAGGAAGCAGGCAAGAUCAUGGUGAGACAGUUGGUUCACAGUUUCCUUAUGGAGCUCUGCUGUUCUUUGAAACAAGGCAUCAAUUUCUACGAUCGAAGUCUCGGCACAGCUGGAGGGCCGCAAAAUCGGGUGCUCUUGGGAUUCCUUGUUUCUCUAAAAACUGCACCAGAAGAUGACCUGAUUGCCGAGCUCGUGGUAAACAUACUUAAAGUGUGUCCUGACUUACUGAGCAGAUACUUUAAAGAAACCCAGCACUUAUACAGUCCUCGACUCAAAUCUGUUUGGCUGGACAAUAUUAAAUUACUUAAAAAGAUCUAUGAGGAGCUGCCAGCGAUCUCGGUUGCAUUCAGAACGGCAGAGUUUGUUCCCUUCCCUCGCCUCAUGAGCAUGGUGAUGGUAACAACUAUGGCACCGGUCUGCAAUAAAGUGUUUUUCACUCAAGGUCUAAAUCUGCCAAACAAGAUAGUGAGGUAUACCACGCUGUCCCUCUUGUGCUCCAUUCUGAAACGAGCCGAACAGAACAUUAAUCAUUGUCUAAGUGAAGAUGUCUGGCAAAAGUCUGAAAUCUACACGCCUGCUGCAAUGUCUGAAUUUGCCCAGAAAUACAGAGAGGCUCUCAGUAAGCUCUUACCAGACAUGAAUACCAUUGUGGCAGCCUGGCAGUCACUAUUAAAGCGUGAUGGCACUGAAAUUGGUAACAAGAAGGAAACGGAUGUGCCCGCCGUUGGUGAAACAAACCUAACGUACCAAGACAUUUCCGGAGUUACAGGAGAACAAUACGGUUCCGAUGAUGCCCAGACCAUUCUGCUCAAAGCGACACUGCUGCAGGUCCUAUGUCUGUAUCAGAGAGUGGUCCCACACCUGGUGACACAGAGCAAUUUUGAUUUCGGCAAACUUCUUAAAGGUAUUGUAAAUGAGAGCGGUAUUAGGGAAGAGGUGCCUCCAGUCCUCCAACAACAUAUUCUCCAAGUGGCCCUUGAACUUCCAGCUAACAAGUUUUCUUGGUUCAAAUUUCAGAAUGUGCCGGACAUUUCUGGGGAGAAGUCUGUGUUCUAUCUGCUUCUGAAAAUGUUUGUAGCGUGUAACAAACCACAGCUUAAAAAUUCUACGAGACUACUGAUCAUAAAGGUACUCCGUGACAGUGGAGUGUUUGAUUAUACCUGGAAAGAGCUGGAUCUUUGGCUGGUACAUCUCGAUAAAGUAGAAGAAGACUCCAAGGAAACUGUGAUCCAGUUUUUAGAACAGAUUUUAAGUAAACUGGUGAUCAAGCCUUACCAGUAUGCCGACAAAGUGUCUGAUCACGUCCAAGAGGCCAGCAUACUGCAGAGCAGCAUCAACAAACAGGAUUCAGAAACUGCCAGUAUACCAAUCUCACACAUUGACGAUGUUCUGGACAUGGUGGACGUCCUAGUCGAGACGAGUGAAGGACUAGAUGAACAAAUUGGGGUGGCUCUGGAUGAAGACCUGAUUCUUCUGACGUUUCCGUUUAGUGCUGUUGUCCCAGUGGCUUUGGAAGCUCGCAAUAGACUGCUUGGCAAUGAGGAGGGCGGGAAUGAUUGGGCUCUUCGAUACCUCGUAUCCGUUCUGACUGAUAUUCUUCACAGCCAGAGGGACCCUCUCGCCCUCUGCCUACUGAUCCAGUCUUAUGAUAAAGAAUUAAAGACCCUUGGUACAAUCGCUUCAAAGUGUAUUUUGCUUGGGCAGUUUCAUGAAUAUUACGCCCUCUGGAUACCUACAACAAACAAAGAAGCUCUUUUUGAUGGGCUUGAUGACUCUGCAAAGGAGAUCCAUCUGUUUGAUGAGGCUUCUUAUUCCUCGCUGCUGAAGAAGACGUUUGUAGCGAGUGGCCCUUCGGAGGGUCACACAGAGGAGAUGUUAAAAGACGCGGCCUCGCUAGUUACCCUUGAGGAGCUGCCACUAGCUGUGAAGCAUACUUUGCUUUGCCUAAAAUCUACCGUGGACGACUUUAGCAAGUUUAAGAAAUCUUCUGGAGCCAAUCUGGUCAGACUCUUCUUUGACCUUAUACUUGAUCUAUUGCGUAGCUAUGAGUUCACAAAAGCCAGCCAAUCACAAACAGCGGAAGAGUUGAAAAAUGAAUCUGAGCUCUUCGUUGAUAGUUUUGCAAUAAGUGAGCUGGCAUCUCAGGAUAAUAUGAUCCUUUGUGAUGUGCUGACUGUUCUUUUCCGACAUCCCACUUUGGAACAUUGGUUCUUGGCUGUGGAACGCCAGUCUACCCCAGCACAUAAUUUAAACCCUGUCACUGUUAAACUGCUUUCCUCUAACUUAAAUCAAGGUGUGAUACAAUUGCUGAAAUACAGUGCCCUUCUACUUCAAGAAAACAAUAUACUUCAUUUGGCAUCUAAAUAUUUUGAUGCUGUCUCUCAAAGUGUCUUAAAAGAACUUGGGUUGGUCAGUAAGAUCUCAAACAAGAUAUCUCCUCAGUUGGAAGCCCUUCAGAACUUUGCUCCUUACAUGGAAACAGUCCAACUGAAUGACAUCUCCCUGGCUAUUCUGAAGCUCCCCAAGGAAUUCCUUCUCGCUAGCAAAGACGAAGAGCAGUUGAGCAAAUAUGGAACCGUAUUGGUCCAGCUUAUCAAUGAGUGUCGCCAGAGGAACCAGCAGCAAGCAGAUCUGGCCACCUCCAUAGAACACGUGAGAGGAGUGAGUCGACUGUUGUCAACAUCUGCAGCUGGGGAGAUUGAAACUGUCCUCUACGAGGCUCUUCAAAGUGAACCAACACUUUCUUACGUUUUGGGGGUCAAUGUAUUGGACCAUUGUCUCAAACAGAUGACGGAGACUUGUCUCCGCAUUGCAGCUCUGCUCAUUCAGCACAGCAGGACACACCUUUUGCAGUUUGAAAUGUGGUUGCUAAAUCCUAGGACAGGGAAGAUUUUGAGAAAAAAUAUGGAGUCCUGUUUGCCGCUGAUCGGGGAAUAUCUGAAAUACAGCGAAGACUUCAAAUUUACACGGCCGUCUAACGUGUCCUCUGCAGUUCUACACAUUUUGAAAGAUGUCUUCUGGAACAGGCUGGUGAAGGUCUCGCUAAGCUCAGAAAAAACGGAGAACUCCCAAAACGCUGUUGUGCUUUCCAAGCUUGUUAAAGUGUCUGAACCCGACCAGUUAAAGAUACUUAUGGACCAACUCCCUGAUAUUUUGCAGCAAUCUUGGAAUCAGGAAAAAUGGGUUUUGGCUGAAUCUGUCUCACAAGCCGCCACAAGUUCUGUGACCCCGAUCUCUUCUUGGAAGAGAGCUCUGCUGGCUGCUUGCAUGAAGUGUCUGACGGUCACAUACAGCGCCGACAAGGAUAUGAAAGGAAAUGCGCCAGAGGUGGAGACCGCCAUGGCUUCCCAGUUUAUGGAUCUCCUUCCCUUUGUCAAGGUUGAUGUACGUGAUGAAUGGAAUGGGCUAUUGAAAGCUGGACUCAAAUACCGUUACAAAGACUGCACAUUUCUGGAUAUUCUUAACGCAGGGAUCAAACAGUGGUACGGUGCAGAUGGCCCAUCCACAAAGGAUUUAGUGCCUUUGCCAGUGAUACACAUGAUGAUAACUCAGCAUUCCUUAUUUUUGCCAACUCUGCUGAGAUCCAAAGAGGAGGAGGAUGUGCACAGCAGGACGCGGGAAUUGCUAGUGGAUAUUCUGAGGACUAUCGUCAAGAGGUGUCCUUCAGUCUGUGAUGGUAAUCACUUUGCUGUGUUACUAGGAGCCUAUGGAGCCACUCUGAGCAGCACAGAUCAAAAAAUACUUCUCCUUUUACAGUGCUACGAAAGGAAUAAUCUGAGUCUCACUGAGUUCAGGUUGUUGUUAUGGGGUCCAGCUGCUGUGGAACAUCACAGGACACGUAAGAGCCUGGGGAAGUCCUUGUGGCAGCAGCCGAGCAUGGAAGAGAUUCUGGGUCUGCUGGAUCGAGAGAAGAUGAUGAAAACGCUUAUGAAUUUUCCGCAGCACAGGAAACUCGUUUCCGAGGCUGAGAAGGAACAUGUAUUUGAAGACCCCAGCAUAAAGGAUUUAGAUGAUCUGUAUGAUCCAUGCUUUCUUCUUCCUCUUUUCAGUGAAUUAAUAAGACCAGAGCUGGUUGUGGACUGUGCGAAGUUUGUGGAAAUGAAUGCCCUGGGACUUACUGUAGCUGCACUCAGCAGCUAUGAUUAUAACAUGAGAGCGGCUGCAUACUACAUCCUGGGAUCCUUCGUCUCUCACAUGGAAGGCGCUCGUUUCAGAGAGAAGAAGCAGCUGCAAUAUUUCUUGGACAUUAUAAAGAAUGGACUCCGUAAGCAGAAUCAGCGAUUGACAUUCCUAAUAACCCUUUAUGUUGCUAAAGCAGCCCAGCAGAUUCUCAGACCAGAGGAACACAUGUACAUUAAGAUAUCAAAGUUCAUGUUGUCACAUCAGGAUUUGCACAUGAAGAAAGUUCCAGAUUUCUAUAAACUAUUCUACAGCUUCGAUAUAGAGCACAAAUUGGAGCGUGAGUGGAUACUGACAUUUAUGAGGGAUGGACUUCGGGAUAAAUACUGCUACGAACUUUACGAUUACCAGAGAAUUAUUCAGAUCAUAAUGACUUUUUAUAUCAGCCCGUUGUGCGAUGAAGCAGCGCAGAAACUAAUCUUGGAGAUAUUGCUGAAUGCAUCUACCAUCACAAAAGCUGCAUACCAGCUUAUCCGGGACCACAGCUUGUUAACCUGGAUACUCAAUAUCCUUGAGAAACGGUUUCUCGAGAACAAUAUAUUGGCCAGCAUCGUUUCACUAUUAAACAAUUUAUGGGUAACAAAUCUGGGCAAUAAAGAGAGUCAGCUGACAGCUGAUGCGCAGAGUAACGAAGAACCUCUAGAGAAGCAAAAGUUCCUCCCUCUCCAGUUGGUCAAUGAAUUUCUCAACGUAUUAUUGUCAUUGCUCAGACACAUCCGGCCGAACUUAGAUUCUGACCACCUGAACCAGUAUUUUAGCACUGUAGGUUCUGUAUUGAGACAUCGCUCAGUGGUUCUGAGGGCCUUUAAAGAGAUGGGCAGAUUCGCUGUAAAUGAACAGAUCUUAUCCAAUAUGGACAUCCUCCUUUUUCUGCACAAGUGGAGCGUGAUUGAAAGGGACCUGGAACUUCAACAAAGUCUGACUGCCCUGGCUCAAGAACAUAACGUGAAAGAAUUGCUGAGCAAUAUUAAAGAGAAAUUUAAAGCACAGGGUGUCCAGCAACGCAGGAAGAAGACAAACACUGAAAAGAAAGCAAGUAUUGAAGAAGUUCUUCAUGUGUCCACUUGUGGAAUAGUGAGAGCGCAUAUGAAAUCCAUUUUGAUCCAUUGGGAACCUGUUUUUGCAAAUCAUUCCUCGCUAGUGACUAAAGAUCAGUGUGAAUCGGUGGAUGAUCCUAGCCAGUUAACCACAAACGAUGAUAAAACUUUAGACAACCCCAGGGACAUCAAUGACCUUGUGUGCGCCGUGGCCUGCCUUGUAGCAAAGUGGAUUUUUAAAGCCGAAAGUGAGUGUACCGUGAACACAUCCGAAAGUUACAAAUCGAUCCUGUGGUUUAAAUGUAGCAUCCUGCCACACUCGGCCGUUGUGCUCGAGCUUCUGAAAGACACUACAUGGAGAAACAUGAUUUUCAAGCUGUACAAUAGAAUGUGCAGUGAUUCACAAGUGGAGACUACCAGCCUUGAACUGCUGCAUGUAUUUAACGCAGUUAUGGAACAGUUAACUAAGACUCUGAAUUUGGGAAAAGCAUCGUACCAUAAUGCCAUUAAAGAUCUCUGCUUGCUUUCUGAUAAAAAGAUUGACGAGAAAAGAAGAGCUGCUGGUAAUUUCUUGAUGUUUCUUUACAUUGUGGACGUCUGGCUUGGUGAAAAAUCGACAGAUCUGUUUGGAACUCAUGUGAAAAGUGUAUGUGAGUCAGGUGACGUAAACAUUCCUAGCUCUGCGAAAAAGACUCCGGAACUGAAGAAGGAAGGAGUUCAGAAUGUGAUUGUAUCACUUUGUAAAGAAUUGUCUUCAUCUGUGGUCCCCACUUGACAUGAACUGCAUUAUUAGCCAACGUGGGUUUCAGACCUGACCACAUUUAUGAACUGAAUCAUGUGCUCAGCAUAUUAAUUCUGGAACUUAUAGGGUAACUCCAGGAACCAUAAAGACUUCAACUUAAUGUAGUUGUUUUGGUGUCUGGAGGUCCUGGAUUCUAUUAUAUCUUAUGGGUUUAAACCAUUUUCGAACAUUUUAACCCCAAUUUCAUCUUGAUGGCCUCCAUCAACUUGGCCCAUCUGCCUCCUCAGUCUGCCUUGGCUCCAAUGCAAAGUUCUCUGGGUGCAUUGAUGGG
Messenger RNA from Pelobates fuscus (common spadefoot toad), 7249 nucleotides. RefSeq names its product URB1 ribosome biogenesis homolog (gene URB1). NCBI's taxonomy places the organism in Eukaryota, Metazoa, Chordata, Amphibia, Anura, Pelobatidae. Gene Ontology annotation, cellular component: nucleolus. The record is from RefSeq and is a predicted model, not a curated record. The transcript is spliced from 39 exons. The coding region runs from base 73 to 6951 and encodes 2292 amino acids. Gene Ontology annotation, biological process: maturation of LSU-rRNA from tricistronic rRNA transcript (SSU-rRNA, 5.8S rRNA, LSU-rRNA); maturation of 5.8S rRNA from tricistronic rRNA transcript (SSU-rRNA, 5.8S rRNA, LSU-rRNA).